UGUGAAUGCACUAUACACUAGUGAAAGGUGGCUCGUGGAACGAAUGGUACCAGAUGGUUGGGUGAACUUCUGAGUUGCAUAUCAGCUAUUGCCAGCAUGGCUGACAGAAAACAGGCGAGGGAAGUUUUGACUGUUUUAUUUUUAUGUGUUCUGUGGUAUGUAGUGAGUUCUAGCAACAAUGUCAUCGGUAAAAUGCUACUCAGUGACUUCCCCUACCCUAUGACAGUGACAAUGGUGCAGCUCACGUCUAUAACAAUUUACUCCGGACCAUUUUUUAAUUUGUGGGGCGUCAGAAGAUUUGUCGAUAUCAGCUGGAAUUAUUAUUUGAAAAUAAUUGUUCCUCUUGCAUUGGGUAAAUUUCUUGCAUCAGUAUUUUCUCAUGUCAGCAUCUGGAAAGUGCCAGUUUCGUAUGCGCAUACUGUGAAAGCUACAAUGCCACUAUUUACUGUAAUUCUAACACGAAUUAUUCUUGGAGAAAAACAAACGUGUAAAGUGUACUGUUCAUUGGUUCCAAUCAUUGGAGGUGUUGCAAUUGCCACUAUGACUGAAAUCUCAUUUGAUGUUAUAGGGCUAGUGAGUGCAUUGAUUGCGACAAUGGGUUUCUCUUUACAAAACAUCUUUUCAAAAAAGGUUCUUCAUGACACUGGUGUCCAUCAUUUACGACUGUUGCAUAUUUUAGGACGCCUUGCAUUAUUAAUGUUUUUGCCUGUUUGGAUAUUUGUUGAUCUUCGAAAUGUAUUGAAUGAACCCCAAUUGAUGGGAAGUGACAACUAUCGUGUUUUAGUACUCCUUUUCUUUGAUGGAGUUUUAAAUUGGUUGCAAAAUAUAAUAGCAUUCAGUGUUUUAUCAUUGGUUACACCAUUGACAUAUGCAGUUGCAAGUGCUUCCAAGCGCAUAUUUGUUAUUGGUGUUUCCCUCUUUUUCUUGGGUAAUCCAGUCACUCUUACAAACGUCAUGGGUAUGACAAUGGCCGUAUUUGGAGUUCUUUAUUAUAACAAGGCUAAGCAUGAUGCUAAAGAGACUCAAAAGAAGCAAACUGUCUUACCUUUCUCACAACAGUCUUGGCAUAACAAAACAGGUUAUGUUUUGUUGCCUAGUAGUCCUCAACACGCUAGUAUGGAGACUGGUUCUAAUGGUAACUUCGGUAAGCCAGCGGGAUAUUUGAAUGGUCAUGCUAAGGGAUUUAAUAAUAAUCUUCACAGCAAUGGAAAAUUGUUCUAUGUAUGAGUAAUUAGAAUCAAAUAGAUUAUGAGAAUGAAUGUAUUGACAGGCCGGACCUGGUUUACAUUGUAUGUGUGAGUAUUAAAAACAAAAGAUGGAGCUCAGAUGAUUAGUAUUACAGUUGAGUGUUAACAAAAAUAUUUGCAUUUUAUUUAUAUUGAUGUACAAGACACAAGAUAUUACUUGUUCUUGUGCAUGCAUCAGAUUCUUUUGUAUAUUUAUUUGUUUGUUUUAAUAGAGAAGAUGUUUCAACAUCUUUUGAAGGUCUUGAUUUACAUCACUAUUCAUAUAUUCACUGUACAGGUAUAUGUGGAUAUGUUACAAUAUUGUCUUUGCCUAAAAAAAAAUUGUGUAUGUCAACUAAUGAAAGCAAUGCAUAUGUUCAGCAUUGGUGAUCCUUUUCAAUUUAAAAAAAAAAAAAAAUUGUCAAGCAUUGUGUAAAUUUGGUAUUUAAGAGUUCUGGAUCCCUUGACUGAUAUAAAUAUAAAGUAUUGAUUUUAAUUUCUAAUUUAAGAGCAUGUUUAAUUGCAAUCAGACUGCACUGUCCUCUCUCAUUUGAAAAUAUAUUGAAGCAAAAAGAGAAUGUGUGUGUUUUUGACAUGCAGUUAAUAUAACAAAAAAUAAUUAUUAAACAUGUGCAAUACUUCUGGAAUAAUAGUUUUGAUACAUUAUUUGAAGUAUGUAUGACUUUUUAAAGGAAGAGAACAGAAGUUAUACCAAUAAACUUUUUCUUCAUUAAUACUGACCUAGAUUCAAUAUCAUGGCACAGAGAGAAACAAGCUUAUAAAAUUGGUGUAUGAUAAAGUCAAUGGAAAACAAAGUUUAUGACAAUAUUCUGUAAGUAAAAUUAUUUAAAAUCAGUAUUGGUAAUUAGAGAGGUCAGGGUUGAGCGUUGAAAAAAACGGCAUCUUUUAACAAUAAUAUUAACAAAAUGUUUAUAUCAAAUGCCUUAGAGAAAUCAAACUCGUUUAUUAUUUAGCAAAUUGUAUUAAAAGUAUUUUGAAUGCAAACGAACAGCAAAAACAAAGCUUUAUGCACAUGUAAUAUUGUAUAUUUUAAUAAUCUCAGUACUUUUUGAACUAGUAAUUAGAAAUAAGGCAAGUGGGCCCCAGGAUUAUAUAAAGAUGUUUUGCUGUAUGACUCUAUGAAUAGCUGGUUGUAACUUGGUUUUUUACUCUAUUGCAUGAUGAAAAGGAGUGGAAUGUUUGUGUGUAUGCGAGUUUCUUCAUUCCAUUCGAACUGUCUGAAUGAUUUGGCAGAUUUUCCUAUGCAAGUUUCCCUGAGUGUAUCGCAGUGGCUCAAUUUUUUUAACUUCUUCCUGUUCACAUCGUCAUCAAUAAAAUGAAAGACUGUUUCAUUCAAGUGUGUUUUCAAUGUUUACAUAUUUCAUUUGAAUUCUUUUAUUCAGUACAACAAACUUGAAAUGGAUAAAAUAAUGUAAAACAGAUUUAAUUCCUCCUAAUUUUUGCCUUAAUUACCUAUUUAUUUAUGAAUCUGUAGUUUUUAUUGAAACUGAUGAUAUUUGAUGAAUUAGUUAAUAUUUGUACUGUAUAAUUUUAAAAGAAUUAAUAUUCCUCUAACAAGUAAAGUCCCAAAUUUCUGGAUCAAGGACUCCAAUCUCGAUGAGGCUUUUCAUCCAGUUUCCUUGAUCCUUGAAGAAAAUGAUGAGUUGGCCCCAUGUUUUCCUGGGUUUAAAGCAAUUAUGUCAGAAAAGACACAAAUGAAAAUUUACCAUGUGCGUGUUUGAUUAAGCUUCUCAUUUGCUAGUAGUGAUAGUACUAGAACCAGGGGUGUGGUUUGAUAUUUUGUUAGCAAUACAAUUAAAUCAAAUCUGUAGUUCAUAAUCUCAAAAUAACUCUUGCUUGGGAGUGAAAAUUCCUAGUUUUUAAAUGUUUUUACUUUCUAAUCACAUUUAUUGGUAAUUUUGUUCAUCGUUUAACAUAGUUCAGUAAAAGGGUGGAUAGGAUUGUGGAGCUCAAGAAAAUAAGCAAAUUAUACUUCUGCCCCGUACAUCACUCCCCCAUAUAACUGUUAUUUGAUGCAGUAAAUCAAACUAAUCAAGCUAAUUCAUGAGGAAGAAAAUUUCCUUGAGGUGACGUUAGAAGCUUUGGCAGACCACAAUUAGAAUUUUGAAUUUUGUAUCGUAGUGUUCUGAAUGUUUGUUAAUUGGAGAUCAUGAGUUUUUUUGGGAGAAAAGCAAUCUAAUUGCAGUCUGGUUAUUUAACAAUUUGAAUGAUAUAACAAUUUGAUGAAGAAUGACAAAGCAAGUGUAUCUUUGCAGCAAAACAGGUCAAAAAUUUAUACAGAUGUGUUAAUUUAAACCAGAUCUUUUUUUAUUUAUUUUUUAUUUUGAGAGGAAAUUGCACACUAAGUCUACACUAGGUUUAAAAAGGCCAAUCAUUGUAAAAUAAGUAGAUUUAAUUUGAAAUUUGUAAUCGAUAUAUAUUGUUUGUUCGUGGCCAUUGAGUGUCACCUGAUCCUGAUGCUCUUAUAUAGAGUUAAAGUUGUAGAGAAGAACAUCUUUUCUAUAAUAAUUCUUUAUGGGGUGGGGUCACAAAGUGAACUGGGGAGAUCACUAGUGCAUGUUGCAUGUAGCUACAUUAACUCCGUGCAGAAAAUCCUCUUGGAAGAAGUAAUACAGGUUGAGACAGGCUUUCUCUUAAAAUAAAUGGUACUAUGACAUAAUAUAGAUUUUUAUUUAUAGAAGAAAUGUCUCAUUGAAGGGGUAAUGGAUAAUAAUUGUAAAUUCAAUCUAUUUUCUUUGAAAUUGUACAUCCACACAUUUUUUGCCCAUGCAUUUCCCAAUUGAGUUGUUUUGUGUCCAGAGCAAAAGAUAAAGAGAGACAUUGCUACCAUUGUUAUACUUUGUGAGGUGUGGUCUCAAGAGCUACAUGAUUGUCUCCCAUAUUCAGUGGCUAGCACUCUCGACAUUCAUUUUAGCAUUCCUUUUGGAGUUUGAAGAAAAGUGGUGCAACAGACUCUAUGAGUUCAUGGCAGAUCUUCUUAUUAAUUUAAACCCAUUAUUAUUUCAAGGAGAAAUGGCACACUGUUGUCUGUUGUGGAGACUAAAACCUUUGAAGUAACCUGGUGUUGACUGAGUAUUCAUUUAUCUCAACCCUUGGAAAAGGAAUGAAUACCCUCAGUGCAGUAAAAGGGUUAUAUUUUAUUUACAUCAAUACGAUAUCACUCUUCUCCACUCCACUGUUCCUCCCUGCUCAGCCUUUUACAUCAUAACAAGAACAUAAAUACCAAAUUUCAUGUUGCAAGCUUAUGUAGAAAAGGCAAAAGGUCCUUUGAUGUUAUGUCAGCCAGCCAAUUAUUUGUCGUCAUGUAAUGGAAGCGUUUGACAACAGCAUUCCAUGCAUUUAAAGGAAAGUCUUAGUUUAGAACAAAGACGAAUCAAAAGCAGCAAGAGCUGUAUACCCAAACAGAUUUACAAAAACUUCAUUUUUCCUUUGACAAACAAAUACUACAGAAACAGGAGUUAUUACUGACUCCCUGAUCCUUUCAUAAAAAUGGAUGUGUGUUUUCGAUCAGAACUCUGUAUCAUCUGGAGAAUUUUAAUCAAACUUGGUACACACCUUAUUUACAAUGGUGAAAUAUCCUGAGAGGGGGGGGGGACGGUACCGGGACGGAGAAAUUAUUAGUGUAAAUGAGAUUUCGGAACUCCUUGUAAUUGGACCCUGGUGUCAUAAGAGUAGUUGAUAUCUGAGCAUAGAAGGCGGCCUGCGGAAUGCAGGGUGUCCGUAGUUUCGUGUGACGAAUUCGGCGCCUGAUGUCGAAAAUCGGAUCCCGUUGCCAUUGCAAGGAAUAUCUGGAGAAAUCGAUGCCUGAAAAUAUUGAGACAAUUAUAUUAGAGAAAGCAAAACUCACUGCUUAUACUUUAAGAGUAGGAUAUAGCCUACAACUCCAUAAUUUUUGGUUUCGUUUUAGUGUCAGUUUUCUUCAGAAGGUGCAAAUUUUAUAGUUUUUUUUUAAAUUGGAUUGCUAAGCAACUAGCAAAAUGUGUCUAGCUCUAGCAUCAUCACCAAAUUUUGACCAGCAAUAUUAAAAGUUGGGACGAGACGAGAAAUUUUUUAAAUAGGUACAUAAAAUACAGAUAUAAACGCAUAUAUGUGAAUCUGACUGCUGACCCCUUGAGAGACGACACUCUGUUCUAAAUCUUAUUUUAGUUUUCGCUAAUAAGGUGUAGCUGUAUUUCUAAUUCGAAAUAAUGUGAUAUAA
Gryllus bimaculatus (two-spotted cricket) is the source of this 5445-nucleotide messenger RNA. NCBI's taxonomy places the organism in Eukaryota, Metazoa, Arthropoda, Insecta, Orthoptera, Gryllidae. The record is from the annotation of a GenBank genome assembly.